UUUCAAUUAUGUGACUGUAAUGAAUCCCCCACCACAUUUGGGGGCGAUCGUGCAUCCAGAGUAGUUUUAUUCAAGUCAACAACGUAACAUGGCGCGAGAAUUUCAAGAUAUGGCAGAGGUUCGAGUUUCCGAAGAAGAAGCUCCAUCUUCCUUAUCGCCAAACCUGAAUGAAACACAGUUCUUUGGCUUUACCCCUCAAACAUGUAUGUUGAGGGUCUACAGUGCCUUCCAAGAUUGCCUGUACGAAAUGCUGCUCGUCGUUGAGAAAGUCUUUGUUAGAAAACUAAGUGGAACUGAACUCAGUGAUGAUCAACUUCGUUUGAGGGCGAGGGAGUGCACCCAAAAGCUUCAACUGUUCCUUCAAGAACGCUUCAAACGUUUGUCAGGGUGCAUGGAAACACUCUUGGUCAAAAACGUCUUUUCAAUUCCUCCCAAUGUGCCGUUACCAGGAGACCAGCCACGCACCAAACAUACAGAGAGUCUGUCAGAGCUUCUGGAGCUGGAAUCGUGCCUGACUGAGUUGCAGCAGUCGUACCAAGCAGAGGUUUGUGCCCAGCAGGCCUUGUUAGCUGAACUGGAGGAGCAGAGGGAGGUUCAGGAACAGCUGGAUGGAAUACUGAAGUGGAUUGGGGAGCUACAGGCAGCUUGGAUGAAGGAGGGAAUGGGCAACUUCCAUGAAAGCUUCCGGGUCAUGGUGCAAUCGGUUAAGAAACUGCAGGAUGUCAUUACAGAUAUUAGUAAGAAAAGCAGUGGAUUGGACUUGUCUAUGGGGUGGAGUCAUGUUGCCUGACUGCUUUGGUGUAGACAUUUUCCACGACUACAGAACUGAUCAGUUUAUAAACCUUUGUGACAUCUUUUGUCUCAGAUUAAAUACUUACUUAGUCAUGUGUGAUGCACAGAUGGGACAAAGUUGUCGCUUGGAAUAGCUUUUUCUCAGGAGUUGUAUGCAAGUAUGUAACUUAACACAUGUAACUUAACACUUCACUUUAAUUCACUCAAAAUUAAUGUAAAAAUACAAACACUUAUUAUUUGUUUUAUAGCCAAGUGGAUGAUUGGAUUCACCACAAGGGGGAAGCAUUGUAUCAUUCUUUUAAAGCCAGUCUCCAUUUGCUGUUGGAAAUGUAUUUGUUAUUAUUAGUAUACUAUUAAUUAUUAGUAUGCUUUGUUUCAUAAUACUUCACUGAACAAUACAAAAAUAUCCCAAAUAAUCACUUUCCUACUUAUAUCUCAAGGUCUAAAUUGUGUAAUUGCACAUGAUAUAAUAAAUAGGCCUAUACAGUAGAUUGUAACAAGUCUAAAAUAAUUCAGUCUCUUGCAUGUGGUAUCUUUUGAGUGUAGUGAAGGCUUGCAUUGCCUGUGAUGUCUAAUGCUGUGUGAUGUGUAGAGACGUGGAGCUGCUAGUAGACAGCACAGUGUGGUCUCAGUGGGAGUCCCUGCGGUGAUCACAUGGAUGUAUGAUGUCCAUGACUGGAUCCUCCAGGCCUCUUUUUUAUGCUGCUGAACCAGACAGUCUUCACUGUCUCACAGGUUUAAUAUGCUUUUCCUUUUUUCCCUUCCUUCCUAAUCAACAGUUUUUGAAUAUCCAAUUGAAAAAUGUACCUCAGGUUCAUAACAUGAUACUGUAUACCAUAUAACAACAGUGCGGAUAUUACGACUGGUACUGCCAGCAUUCAAUGAUGUUCCAGUCAGACUGGUCCCAUGUACCAUGUGGUUCAACACUUCUCAGAAUCCAGGUUCAAACAUCUUUACAUGCUCAUAAUUAAACAUGAGACAUGCAUGUCAGGGUUCUUUUCUA
This is a messenger RNA of Osmerus eperlanus (European smelt), 1795 nucleotides long. Its product is annotated as protein MIS12 homolog. Gene Ontology annotation, biological process: mitotic sister chromatid segregation; mitotic cell cycle; kinetochore assembly. The coding region runs from base 89 to 790 and encodes 233 amino acids. The transcript has 2 exons. The record is from RefSeq and is a predicted model, not a curated record. Lineage: Eukaryota; Metazoa; Chordata; Actinopteri; Osmeriformes; Osmeridae. Gene Ontology annotation, cellular component: nucleus; MIS12/MIND type complex; chromosome, centromeric region.